This is a messenger RNA of Clarias gariepinus (North African catfish), 1174 nucleotides long. RefSeq names its product Rho family GTPase 2 (gene rnd2). The record is from RefSeq and is a predicted model, not a curated record. The transcript is spliced from 5 exons. NCBI's taxonomy places the organism in Eukaryota, Metazoa, Chordata, Actinopteri, Siluriformes, Clariidae. Gene Ontology annotation, molecular function: GTP binding; GTPase activity. Gene Ontology annotation, biological process: small GTPase-mediated signal transduction. The coding region runs from base 232 to 939 and encodes 235 amino acids.
CUGUGGGAACCGACAGACGAGGCGCACGGAGUCGUAGCUGUGUGUCUGAAGAUUAGUCUGAGCGCCACAAGCGGACUCGGUGUACUUUUUGUUUGUUUGUUUGUUUUGUUUUUUUUCCUGGCUUUGCCUUGGCUCUCACCGCCGCGCAGUCUGGCCGUCAGCAGCGCAUGGUGUUCGGUUUUGCGGCUGUGCGCGCGCGGCUCCGACGGGGACGCUCUGACCGGUGCGCGGAUGGAGGGACAGGGACAGAUCAGUCGGUGUAAGAUCGUGGUGGUCGGGGACACUCAGUGCGGUAAAACGGCGCUACUGCACGUGUUCGCUAAAGACAGCUAUCCAGAGAGCUAUGUUCCCACGGUGUUUGAAAACUACACAGCGAGCUUUGAGAUCGAUAAACACCGGAUUGAGCUGAACAUGUGGGACACAUCAGGUUCUUCAUACUAUGAUAACGUGCGGCCGCUGGCGUACCCAGACUCAGAUGCGGUGCUCCUUUGUUUCGACAUCAGCAAGCCUGAGACUCUGGACAGCGUUCCAAAGAAGUGGCAGGCUGAGGCUCAGGAGUACUGUCCCAGCGCUAAGCUAGUGCUUGUGGGCUGUAAGCUCGACAUGAGGACGGACGUCAGUACCUUGCGAGAACUGUCCAAACAGCGCCUCAUCCCCGUCACACACGAGCAGGGCACUAUCAGGGCACGGGAGCUUGGCGCCGUGGCGUACGUCGAGUGUUCGUCACGCAUGUGCGUAAACAGCGUGCGAGACGUCUUUCACAUCACCACUCUCGCCUCCGUCAGACGUCCCGCCCCCGGCCUCAAACGAAGCUCCUCCCGCCGUACCCUCAAGCGCAUAUCCCAUCAGCCCCUCCUGCCGAUCACCUCCCGCAGCACCCCCCUUGAACCCUCCCCUACACUCAGAAAGGACAGAGCCAAGAGCUGCAACGUCAUGUAGACACAAAAAGCAACAAACACAGAAACAUAUAAACACAGCUGGCUCUGAGCUUGUCUUUCUAAACCGGAUCUCUCGCAGCUGUGGCCUGUUAUGAAAUUACAAUUCUAUCCUUCUACGCUGUACAAAUGUGCUAAUGAGUGACACAGAGGACUAUUUAUUGACCAUGAAGAUAUUGUUAUUGUCGUUGUUGUUAUUUUUUUUUCUUUUGUCAUUGAAAAUAAACAAGAAUACAGAG